CGCAGUUUAUGCUCAUAAAUCGAAGGAAAAAGCUUCGACUUAAAAACUUAAUGGGGGCCCUUCAUUGGUUGGAAAGCAUAAAACUUGCAAGUUCUGCAUCGGGGCUCGAUCAUUUUGAAUGGGAAAUGAAAAACUUCUCGUCGGAAUUUCAACUUCCUAACCUUGAAAAUCCCCCCUCACAACCAGAAGGAGGAGGCGGAGGAAGAAGAAGGAAAGAUAGCAAACGGGGGAAUUCAGAAGCAGAAGAACAAGAAGAAGAGGUAGCAAGGUGCGAAUGGAAUUUCAGCCUCGCCACCGUAGUUUCCUCCAGGUCCGCCGGCACCGUUUCCGACACAAUAGGAUCCAUAGAAAUCGACCCCACCGAUAGGUUGGUCGCCACCGGAGGGAUCGCCAGAAAAAUAAGAAUUUAUAGCUUGAAUAAACUUCUGCCAAACACAGCCUCACAUGACGUGCGUUAUCUGGACCACAGUGGCGCGUGCGAUUAUUUCAUCUGCGCCCCAGCGAAGCUAAGCAGUCUACGAUGGAGACCCGGGUCGGGUGGCCGGGUCAUUGGAUGCGGAGACUACGACGGUGUGGUCACGGAGUACGACCUGGAGGGGAAGAUCCCAGUUUUCGAGCGAGACGAGCACGGCGGCCGGCGAGUCUGGAGCGUGGACUACUCAUAUUCAGACCCAGUUCUUGGGGCAUCCGGGGCGGAUGACGGAACCAUGCAAAUGUGGGAUCCACGUCACCAAAACGACGUCGCGGUGGUGACGCCGCCAGGCAAGCGGUCAGUUUGCAGCGUUGAGUUCAAUCCAUUCAACCAUUCAAUGGUGGCGAUGGGAUGCGCCGACCACAAGGCAUACGCUUACGAUAUCCGGAAAAUGUCGGAUCCAGUGAUGAUAUUGGAAGGUCACAGAAGGACGGUGAGCUACGUUCGGUUUCUAGAUUCACACACGUUGGUAUCCGCCGGAACGGACGGGUGUCUGAAGAUGUGGGACAUAAAGGAGUCACGCGUGAUUCGAACAUACAGAGGGCACAUAAACAGCCGGAGCUUCGUGGGGCUAUCGGUGCAGCAGAGUAGCGGCGGCGGGGGGUUGCUGGGAUGCGGGUCGGAGAAGAAUGAGGUGGUGGUGUAUGAUACGAGGUGGGGCCAGCCGAUAUGGGCGAGAGCGUUUGGGACGAGAGAGAGGGUGCAGGAGGCAGGGGCGUUUGUGAGCAGUGUGCAUUGGAGGCACGCCGGCGCCGGCGGAGAGGAGAAUGAUUGCACACUUCUCAGCGGCGGGUCCGACGGCGUCCUCCAGAUUUUUGUGGGGAGAAGGACCACCAUGGCCACAAAUGGUGGCAACUCCUUGGAUACAUCGAUCAUUCAAGUCGUGAGUCCAAAAAAAAAACAAAAACAAAACUCAAAUGGUGCUUCUUUUUUCUUAAAACCUUGUUUGGGUAAGUGAUCAUUUUCCUUUUACCACCUUGAGAAAGUUGUCAUGUUAUAUUAAAAAUACUUAAUUUUAUGUGAGCAAAGUUAUGUAU
Messenger RNA from Neltuma alba, 1509 nucleotides. RefSeq names its product WD repeat-containing protein RUP2. Gene Ontology annotation, molecular function: protein binding. NCBI's taxonomy places the organism in Eukaryota, Viridiplantae, Streptophyta, Magnoliopsida, Fabales, Fabaceae. Gene Ontology annotation, biological process: response to UV-B. The coding region runs from base 9 to 1430 and encodes 473 amino acids. The record is from RefSeq and is a predicted model, not a curated record. The transcript is spliced from 2 exons.